This is a messenger RNA of Propithecus coquereli (Coquerel's sifaka), 1363 nucleotides long. RefSeq names its product MARCKS-like 1 (gene MARCKSL1). Gene Ontology annotation, cellular component: plasma membrane; cytoplasm. The transcript is spliced from 2 exons. The record is from RefSeq and is a predicted model, not a curated record. Gene Ontology annotation, biological process: central nervous system development; actin filament organization. Gene Ontology annotation, molecular function: calmodulin binding; actin filament binding. NCBI's taxonomy places the organism in Eukaryota, Metazoa, Chordata, Mammalia, Primates, Indriidae. Bases 3 to 605 code for a protein of 200 amino acids.
UCAUGGGCAGCCAGAGCUCCAAGGCUCCCCGGGGCGACGUGACCGCCGAGGAGGCAGCAGGCACUUCCCCCGCGAAGGCCAACGGACAGGAGAAUGGCCACGUGAAAAGUAAUGGAGACUUAUCCCCCAAGGGUGAAGGGGAAUCGCCCCCCGUGAACGGAACAGAUGAGGCAGCCGGGGCCACAGGCGAUGCCAUCGAGCCAGCACCCCCUAGCCAGGGUUCUGAGGCCAAGGGGGAGGCCGCCCCCAAGGAGACCCCCAAGAAGAAGAAGAAAUUCUCUUUCAAGAAGCCUUUCAAAUUGAGCGGCCUGUCCUUCAAGAGAAAUCGGAAGGAGGGUGGGGGUGAUUCUUCUGCCUCCUCACCCACAGAGGAAGAGCAGGAGCAGGGGGAGAUUGGUGCCUGCAGUGAAGAGGGCACUGCCCAGGAAGGGAAGGCUGUUGCCACCCCUGAGAGCCAGGAGCCCCAGGCCAAGGGGGCAGAGGCUAGUGCUGCCUCCAAGGGAGGAGACACAGAAGAAGAGGCAGGGCCCCAGGCUGCAGAGCUGUCCACUCCCUCGGGGCUGGAGAGUGGCCCUACACCGGCCAGCGCUGAGCAGAAUGAGUAGCUGGGUGGGGGCAGGUGGGUGAUCUCUAAGCUGCAAAAACUGUGCUGUCCUUGUGAGGUCACUGCCUGGACCUGGUGCCCUGGCUGCCUUCCUGUGCCCAGAAAGGAAGGGGCUAUUGCCCCCUCCCAGCCACGUCCCCUCUCCUCCUUUCCCUCCUGUGGAUUCUCCCAUCAGCCAUCUGGUCGUCCUCUUAAGGCCAGUUGAAGAUGGUCCCUUACAGCUUCCCAAGUUAGGUUAGUGAUGUGAAAUGCUCCUGUCCCUGGCCCUCCCUCCCUGGCCCCACCCCUGCAGAAGGCAAUUGUUGGUUUUCUUCCCCAAUUCUUUUCCAAGUAGGUUUUGUUUACCCUACUCCCUAAAUCCCUGAGCCAGAAGUGGGGUGCUUAUACUCCCAAACCUUGAGUGUCCAGCCUUUCCCCCUGUUGAGUUUUUAGUCUCUUGUGCUGUGCCUAGUGGCCCCUGGGCUGGGGAGGACACUGCCCCUGUCUAGGUUUUUAUAAAUGUCUUACUCAAGUUCAAACCUCCGGCUUGUGAAUCAACUGUGUCUCUUUUUUGACUUGGUAAGCAAGUGUUAGGCUUUCGGGUGGGGGGGAGGUCUGUAAUGUGAAACAACUUCUUGUUGUCUUUUUUUCUCCCUUUGUUGUAAAUAACUUUUAAUGGCCAAACCCCAGAUUUGUACUUUUUUUCCUAACUGCUAAAACCAUUCUCUUCCACCUGGUUUUACUGUAACAUUUGGAAAAGGAAUAAAUGUUGUCCCUUUA